AAAGACUGGAAGGAGAAGUAAACAUGAAAACAGGAUUUCAGCUGUAAAUUGUAUGGUACAUUUGUAUUUACAAUUAUAGGGUCUAGUCCUAAUUAUAAUCAAAUAAUAAACUAUGUCUGUAAACUAUGCAUCGGGGCUGUCGCCGUAUGAGCAUAAAGGCAAGUGCGGUCAACCAGAAAAAAUUGAUUCACCCGAGGAAGUAGCAGUAAAAAUGAACAAAUUAAUUGAACUAGUGAAAUCUAGCAAAAAAAUCGUAGUUCAUACUGGUGCUGGUAUCAGCACAUCAGCAGGGAUACCAGAUUUUAGGGGCCCAAAUGGUAAGUGUCAGAAGCUAGAAAUUGUUUGUUACUUUUUUUUUGGUUUAAAUUGGGAAUAAUUUCUUAACGAAUAUUUAAGUUUGAGUCUCUUAGCAUUCUUAAUAAAUAAUAGUCUUAAACUUACUCUUCACUCUCAGGAGUAAAACUAGAGUCAGCAGAGUGAGUGGUCCAGUAGAGUUUUUUUCCACCACUUUCCACAGCUCUUGUUCUUAAUAACUUAUUUUUCAUUUUAGGGCUGCUUUGACUCUGAGCUCCAGCUAAGUUUUAAUUCUUUAAAAAGCUUCAUAUAAUACUGAUAUAUAACUAUAGACUCUAUAGUCUCUAUAUAUAGUUCAGCAUUAAAUUAUUUUGAUUAAAAUGUUUAACUUAGAUUUUUCUAUUUUUUUUUUUUUUUACUGUCUAUAUCCUAUACUGUAUACUCAUAAUAAUAAUAAUAUCGGUACUACCAUAUGGGAAUCGGGUUGAAACCAGGAUUUAUUACCAUGUCAAACUUAGUCUAUGACUAUGAAAGUAGGUAUCACCAGUGAUGUGCCGGUGGUUAAGGGGUUAUAAACGGAGUGAGGGGCCAUCCAUAAAUGAUAUGCAUCUAGUAAGGACGGGAGUGACAAAAUUUUGGGAUGGUCUAUGAAUGUGACAGUUCUUCUAGAGUUAAAUUUGCCUCACAGGAGUUAGACUUUGAUUCCUUUUAUAAUUUUUUCGCUACCCUUCUUAGCUCUAUAAUUCUAUCUACCUUUAAAAGUAGAACAAAAUUCUCAGGACCUAAAUAUUUCUAAAUAACGGUGAAGUGAUAUUGGAGAGAUGCUCAGGUAGCUCUAUCCUGAAUGUAUCACUGAUCACAUAUCUUUAUUCUUUAACAGGAGUUUGGACUUUGGAGAAAAGAGGUGAAACUCCUAAACUUGAUGUCACUUUUGACUCGGCUCAAGCAACAUUUACACAUAUGGCAUUGGUUGCACUUGAGAAAGCUGGUAUUAUGCUAAUAUUAUUUAGAAUUAAUUAGAUGUCAGUUUAUUAAUUUAAGACUUUAAAAUACAUAUUUAUAAAUAUUUUUUACAAUGAAUCUUAUCUCUUUUACAUAUACUGUAGGGGCUGAACUAAUUGCUUUGGCUAACAAUAAAGUAGGUUACCUCAUCUAUUUGGUACUACCAUAAAACAAGCAAGUCAACAGCAAGCAUCACAUCUUGCCAAAUGACCCUGCCGGUCAUAAUUGUAAGCAAGGAAAAAUGUACAGCUCAGUACUGACUAAGGGUUUGGGGGGUGGGGGGAAGUCACACUAAGUGCAUCGCUCUUUAAAAAAUUGUCCCCAAUUCUUGAAGAGAUAGCUUAGUCUGAUAGAAAGUUUUAAAUCCAAUUUUAUAAGUUAACAUUGACACCUACCUAGCUGCUAUAGCCUUAAUAUCAGACCUGUCUUCCAGUCUUUAUCAUAAGCCUGCUGAAAGACAAAAAUAUUGCCACUGCAUGGUGGUCUAAACAAAACAGACUACCUGGUCCAUCGGCUGUCUUAACCUGCAGAAGCCAGAUUAGCUUACUUUGAUGCUCUUGAUGAUUGUGAGCUACAAAUCAAAUAAAAAAAAUAAAUUAUUUGAAUGUAAUAUUUGGCUCUUGAUGUAUUUAAGGUAUAGUGAGCUAUGUAGUGAGCCAAAAUAUUGAUGGACUUCAUGUUAGAUCUGGUUUCCCUCGAAAUCGAUUGUCAGAACUUCACGGAAAUAUGUUUGUGGAGGAAUGCAACAAAUGUGGUCAUCAGGUGAGCUUCACUUUUAAUAUUUAAUUAUAUAGCAAAAUACGGCAGUGCAUUAUGAGCAUAAAGAAAAUUCAUUAAAAUAACCAAAACUUCAACAUCCUUCUCAAUAAUAAUUUUUAAGCCUUAUCAUUUUAUUUAAACUUUGAAAAACAUUAACCGUAAAAUACCUAACUUUACAUUUACCUAGUUUAGAGUAAGAUGGAAGUAUUUAAAAUGUAUCCCAAUAAAUUAUAUAAUCAGUUUGGCUGUCAAUUUAUAUGCAACAAAACAUCCAUUUUGUGCAUUUGAGUCUUCUGUAUGAUGAUUACAUUAGCUAGACAUGAAGAAUUUGUGUCAAUAUAACAAUAUAAGUGAAGUUUUAAUAAUAAUUUUAUAUUAUUUUAUAUAUAUUUAUAUAAGUGUAUGAAUGCCGAGAGGAAUGCGUCUCCGAGGAAACUUGGGGUGUCCUCAUGGGGUUUGCCUCUUUGUGGCGUGGCAGACUAGUGGGGAGGUACUGUUCUUCCGGAACAAAAAAACACGGCCGACCACAUGACUCCCAACACAACGGGAGUAGUAACGUCGUAACAUGAUUACUUGUUGCCGUUGAAGGAUAUAAGGCUUGGGUGGCAGUUAAAACCCAUGCCGAUGAUUUUAGCUACGCGACCAUGAGAAAGCCGCUCCUAGGCAAUCGUUUCGUCCCAGCUUUCCGUCCCGACCGAAAGACUCCCUGGGCAGUGGGGGGAGGUAACGCCACACCUUUUCCCCUGGAGUGGAAGCAAACCCGGCGUCUGGCCUGUGUGGAGGUGUGCCGGGGGGUGGUGCAUUAAGAGCUUGCGCUCGACGGCCCACUGACACCAUUUCCCCAUGUGACGUAUAAACAUGUCAUAAUACAUUAUUUCACUUCAAACAUCAUGACUGCAUUGGUGAAAGUAAAAUGCACAACGGUUAUGAUUAUUUCUGCAAAAAUCCUUCUUUAAACUGAUUGAACAGACCAUUUGGCCUUACAUGUACUAGAUAUACAUUCAACAGCAGAAGUAAACCUCGGAAGUUUUCAUGUUUUUCCAUUAACAGUACAUAAGAAAACACAGUGUAGCCACCAUGGCCAGAAAUCUUACUGGAGGGUGUUGCUCUCAGAAAAAGUCUCGUGGAACAUGCAGGUAGAUUCACAGAGAUUUACAUUUUAUUUACCUAUACAGAAUUAUAUAAGGUACCUUCAUAACUUAUCAUAGCAAAUGGUAAUCAACGUCUGCUCCCAUCACUUCUUAUUUCAAUUUAAUUUGCGUUUUUAUUAUGUUUUUAAAUGUUAUUUGUGUGGUUAUGAAACGUUAUAUGGUUUUGCAAAUUUAAUUUGUUUUAAGAUUUGGCUUGUUAGAUGAACAAUAAGUAACAAAGGACUGAAAACCAGCAUACAAAGCAAAAAUAAUAUCAAAGCUAGUUAUUAACAAUAUGCAAUUUAAUUAUACUAUUAAAUUUUAAUAGAAAUAAAAAAUCAAAUUUACAGAAAUAAAAGCUAUAUUAACUUACAGCAAGUGAAAAAGUAUAAUACUUGAAAGAUACAAAUAUUAAUAUACACACACAAAGAGUAAAACCUUUUAAGGCUCCUAUAAGUAUAGUAUUAUCAAAUCAUUCAUCCAUCCAAGUCUCGGUCUGCCUUUGAGCAAUUUUCCUCUGGAGUUUUGGUGGUGCACCCUCUACACUCCACUGUCAUUUGGAAUUCUUUCUAAGUGUCCAGCCCAUUGCAGUCUGCCCUUUUUAUUUCUGCUACUAUCAUGGGAUCCUGAUAUAGACUAUACAAUGCCUGAUUGGUUCAUACUCUCCAUCCAUAUUUAUCCUUUGUUGGUCCAUAUAUUUUCCGGAGAACUUUUCUCUCUUAUGUCUUUAAUAGCUUUUCAGCCAUUUUUGUUAGGGUCCAAGUUUUACUGGCAUAUGUUACUACUGGUCUUAUUAAAGUUUUCUAUACAUUUUUUGUUUGUUUUUGUUACCAUGUUUUUACUUUUGAGUAUUAUUUAAAUCCUGAAGUAUGCCUUUUUUCUGGCCAAUAAUCUUUCUUUUACUUCUGUUAGUAAUUAAUUUCUUUCUUUUAAUAAAGAUUCUAGAUGUUUGAGUUGAUCUACUUUUUCUAAAGUGCGGCUUCUAAUUUUAAUGGUUUCAUCUGUCUGUUCUUCUUUUAUCAUAUUCAUGUAUUUUGUUUUUUGGUUGUUAGCUUCCAGCCCUGUUUGUACCGAUGCAUCUUCUAAUUCAAUAAAGGCUUUUGAUAUAUCUUUACUAUUUUUUCCCUAACAAUGCUUUGUCAUCAGCAUGUGCAGAAUACUGAAGGGGUUGAUUUUAGAGAGUGCCGAUUGGUUGUGGGUCUUGUCUCUCCCUCAGAAAUUAUCUUUCUAUUGUUCCUCGGGUAUCAAUGUGUAUGUUUUUUAUAAUUCUCUCUCUAAAGUCAGGUUAAAUAGCGUACAAGACUGUCAGUCUCCUUGCCUAAUCUGAAAUUCCCUUGAAUACCCUCCCUGAACCUUGAUUUUGCUUUUUGAGUUGUUUGAUGUUGCAUGUAUCAGUCUGCUGGGCAUGCCAAACUCCUGCAGAGCUGAUUUUCUGGGAUAUUAUAUUCUUAUCGUUUCUCUAAUAGGCAUCUGAUGGUGCAAAUCUGAUCAGUCAUUGCUGAAUCCACAUUGGUAGUCACCUAGUAAUUGUUCUGUAUACAGUUGUAGUUGUAGUCUUUUGGCAAUUAGUUUUGUCAGUAUUUUGUCUGUAACAUUUAAUAAGGAAAUUCCUCUGUAGUUUUUACAUUGAAGUUUGGAACCUUUCUUGUGUAUUGGGGUUAUUAGUGCUGUUUCCCAUUCUGUUGGAAUUUACUCUUCUUGCCAAUUGUAGUUAAAAGUUUAUAUGUCUGAGUGUGUAGUUAUCAUCCUACAUAUUUAAUAAGUUCUGAUUGAUGUCUUCUCCAAGGGCUUUGUAGUUUUUCAUAUAAUUGAUUGCUUCUGUAGUUUCUUCCAAAGUUGGGACAUUUAUUAAAUGGUCUGGUUCUCCUUGUGGUGGUUGAUAAUCUUCAUCUGGUCUAUUGUCUACAUUUAGUAUGCCUUCAAAAUAUUCAUCCCAAAGGCUAUAACAGUUUUGUAAUUAAUUUCAAUGUUUUGUGCAUUUUUUUUUUAAUUGAAAAUUAUUAGUCUUGGUUUUGCACUCUGUACUAAAAUUUCAAAUCAGCACUGAAAAUUGGUCUCAUUUGUAUAUUAGAUUUAUUCAUGCUGCUUAUAUCAGCAAGCCUAUUUUUGUGUCUGUGUGUGUGUGUGAAAAUGUGCUCAAAUUGAUAUUUUUAACAAUAUAAAUGUCCUAAUUCACUUGUCCAUUACACCAUCAUUCACUUGCCCAUGACAUCAUCAUUCACUUGCCCAUGUCACACUUAUUCACUUGCCCAUGACACCAACAUUCACUUGCCCAUGACACCAUAAUUCACUUGCCCAUGACAUCAUCAUUCACUUGCCUAUAAUAAUAAUAAUAAUAAAGUUCAUUUCAAAAACACGCUUCAUCCCCAAAGGCUCGAAGCGCGGUACAAAGUAAAAAAAAACAAAUCUAUAGUUUACCACAUUUAAAACAAACGCAACACGACAAAAACUAAGUACAAGCAUACAAUGGCAAAGUCUUUCUAGCCAUUUCAACCAUAAGCAACACAGCCAUUAUGCAUUAACUGGAAAAUAAUGUUGACAAUUUCAUCCCAGAAGGUGUUUGCGAAAUAGAUGUGUCUUUAAAUCGGUUUUAAAGGACUCCAGUGUCUGGUUGUUUCUGAGAUCGACAGGAAGGGCGUUCCAAAUUAGUGGACCAGCAAAUGCGAAAGUGCGCUUUCCGUAAGUCUCAAGACAAACACGUGGUGUCGAGAGUUUGCCACUAUCGGAUGAGCGGACACCAUAUAAAUGUCCUAAUUCACUUGCCCAUGACACCAUCAUUCACUUGCCCAUGACACCAUCAUUCACUUGCCCAUGACACCAUCAUUUACUUGCCCAUGACACCAUCAUUCACUUGCCCAUGACACCAUCAUUGACUUGCCCAUGACACCAUCAUUCACUAUGGUGAAGAAAAAUCCGUUUAAAGGCUGACAAUGGUUAUUAAAUUUUUCUUAAGCAGUUUGAUAAUUGUAAUUUUAACUUCAAAAUGAUAAAAAUAAUUCAAUUGAUUAUCAGUAAACUGUUAAAAUGUGUACUAUGAAUAUUUUACCAUAAAUACUGUUUGCAUUAUAUUUAUUAGUGAUAAGAUAAUGCAUAUUAAAUGAUUUCUUUAAUGAGCAAAACUAAUAAAAAUUGAUUUUAGUGAUAUCAUUGUGUUUAUAAUUAAGAUAUAUCAUGAAGGUUUGAAUAAUUCCAACCGAUUUAUUUUUCAGAGGAAAGUUGAUAGACACAAUUCUGGAUUGGGAAGAUUCACUUCCAGAAAGAGAUCUGGAUUCUGCCAAUGAUAAUUGCAGGUUAUUUGUAUAAGUAUAAGGGUAUUAAUACCAAACAUAAUAUAAUUAAGCAUUUUAUCCAAGCAUUGUAUCAUUAUGUUUUGUUGCUAGUAAUAAAAAAACUAUUUAUAUCCUUUGUUUUACUUAAUCAGAAAUUGAAAUCCCUUACUUUUUUUUCUCAACAGAAAAUCAGAUCUGAGCAUUUGUUUAGGGACUUCUUUGCAAAUUGUACCAAGUGGGAAUAUUCCCUUGCUGACCAAAAAGAAUGGUGGCAAGUUAGUCAUAGUAAAUUUGCAGCCAACUAAACAUGACAGAAAAGCAGAUUUGAAAAUCUCAGCUUUUGUGGAUGAUGUCAUGAAGUCACUCUGUAAAGCUUUAAACAUUUUGGUUCCAAGAUACCCUGGACCAAAAGUCUGCGUCUCAUCCAUUCACACUCAAAAGUCAGAAAGAGAUUUGGAAAUAAGUGCAGAUCAAGAUUUGUUAGGUGAUCUUGACAUUAAACCAGAAACAAAAAUUGAAUUGAAAGAUGAACCAGAUUCAGACAAGAAAAUGUUCAAAAUGGAACACGUAGAAAGGGUUGAUUUAAAACGUGAAGUGAGUGAUGAUUUGGGCAAGGAUUCUGAGCUGCAGUUGAAAAAAUGUAAACAUAUAACAGACACACAAACUAUACUUAAAAACUCUGAAAAGUUAACCCAUGAAAUUAUUAAAUCGUUAUAAAUAAUUAUUUAUAAUUUGAAGGAAAUGAAAGUCAAGAUUAUUGAACAUGAAAUAUGUUUAAAAUGUUUAAAUUAUUUGCAUAUCUUCUUGUUCAUACUAUGCCAGUUAAGGGACAUUGCUGCCACAUAACAUAACCACACAAAAAAUGAUCUCACAAUUCUAAACAAUAUAAAACAAGCAUAUUGAAAAGCAGGGGUAAUAAGGGGAGAGACUGCAAUCAGGUUAGUACAAAAUAAAAUGAGUAAAACAGAG
Lymnaea stagnalis (great pond snail) is the source of this 7423-nucleotide messenger RNA. The record is from the annotation of a GenBank genome assembly. NCBI's taxonomy places the organism in Eukaryota, Metazoa, Mollusca, Gastropoda, Lymnaeidae.